Messenger RNA from Alligator sinensis (Chinese alligator), 851 nucleotides. RefSeq names its product NK2 homeobox 5 (gene NKX2-5). Gene Ontology annotation, biological process: cell differentiation; regulation of transcription by RNA polymerase II. The record is from RefSeq and is a predicted model, not a curated record. Gene Ontology annotation, molecular function: RNA polymerase II cis-regulatory region sequence-specific DNA binding; DNA-binding transcription factor activity, RNA polymerase II-specific. The coding region runs from base 114 to 770 and encodes 218 amino acids. The transcript is spliced from 2 exons. Gene Ontology annotation, cellular component: nucleus. NCBI's taxonomy places the organism in Eukaryota, Metazoa, Chordata, Crocodylia, Alligatoridae.
CGAGGGCCGAGAGCCGGGAGGGCAGCAGCAUGGCUCGACUGCAGCUCGUGCCGCGCUAGUAGCAGUAGUGCUCGGUCGGGUACCAGUAAUAGUGCUGUGGUCAUAUCACAGUAAUGACGAUACACUGUGCUGUACUAGACUCAGGUCUAAUAUACUCGCACGCUAGUAGUGACCUGUGCUCCCUGCAGGAGCAGGAGAAGCGGGACGUGGAGGAGCCCGAUCGCCCCCGGCAAAGGAAGCGCAGGAAACCGCGCGUCCUCUUCUCGCAGGCGCAAGUGUACGAGCUGGAGCGGCGCUUCAAGCAGCAGAAGUACCUGUCGGCCCCGGAGCGGGACCACCUGGCCAGCGCGCUGAAGCUCACGUCCACGCAGGUGAAGAUCUGGUUCCAGAACAGAAGGUACAAAUGCAAGCGGCAGAGGCAGGACCAGACGCUGGAGAUGGUGGGCGCGCCGCCUCCCCGCCGCAUCGCCGUGCCCGUGCUGGUGCGGGACGGGAAGCCCUGCCUGGGCGAGUCCUCGCCCUACAGCCCCCCGUACAACGUGAGCAUCAGCCCCUACAGCUACAACGCCUACCCCGCCUACCCCAGCUACGGCGGCCCGGCCUGCAGCGCCAGCUACAGCUGCAGCUACCCGGCCGUGCAGGCCGUGCCGCCCUCCGCCGCCGGCAGCGGCUUCGUCAAUUUCGGCGUCGGGGACUUGAACUCCGUGCAGGCGCCGCUGCCGCAGGGCAGCGCCGGCAUCUCCACGUUGCACGGGAUCCGCGCCUGGUAGAGCUGCUCCCUCCGCCCGCGCGGGGACGGGGCCCGGGCCCGGGGGACGGCUGAACCCAGCCGGGCUCCCCGUGGCCCCCCC